Molecule: messenger RNA, 258 nt
Organism: Danaus chrysippus (African queen)
Lineage: Eukaryota; Metazoa; Arthropoda; Insecta; Lepidoptera; Nymphalidae
Source: the annotation of a GenBank genome assembly
AUGGAGACGGCAAAGCUAUGUCGCGCCUCUACAAUCCACGCACACAGCCACAAUCGACACCCUAUUCACAAACACAAGCCCGAGCUUCCAAGUUCACUAAAUAAACGGACACCAACACAAAUGCGUGCGAACACCGUCUACCCCCUGUUCAUGAAACUGGAGAGAGAGAGCAAUAUCAACAAUCCAUUACAGUUUGCGGGUGCGAGGGAGACUUCGAUAUCGAACAGAUGUAUAUCAUUUCACGCAGGUAAGUAUUGA